CACUUGAUUAGUCUUUCACAUGAAACGGGAUCAGAGCGUCUACUGUUGAUCACCUCCAGGAUGAACCACAGACCGCUUGCAGCCCAUCGAACCAGCCGGACUGUAGGUUACAUCGACAGCCCCAGAGCCCGGAGUCGUGAUAACCUGCUCAUGUAUGAUGAUUUUGGAGAGGAAACAUGUUGCUCCGGACGAUGCCUUGGCCACAGUAACUCUGAGAGACAGCUUAUGGCUCGUCUCACCGCUGCUAAACGACGCCAGGCUCUUCGUGGUCCUGCCUACAUGUUCUCAGCUCCCUCAGUCAGCCUGUCAGAGGUUGAACAGCGUUUCCUGGAAGCAGCUGAAUACGGCAACAUACCAGAGGUGCGGCGUAUGCUGCUGCAUAUACCCAACUUGAAUGUCAACGCUGUUGACUACAUGGGCCAAAAUGCACUGCAGCUGGCUGUGGCCAACGAACAUCUGGAGGUGACGGAGCUGCUGCUGGGGAGGGCAGAUUUGGCCAGAGUGGGCGACGCUCUCCUUUUAGCCAUCAGUAAAGGUUAUGUCCGUAUCACAGAGGCCCUGCUGGGUCACCAAGCAUUUAGAGACGCCCGUCGUCUGACAGCGAGCCCUGCUCAGGCAGACAUGUUGGAUGACUUCUAUGCUUAUGAUGAAGAUGGGACAAGAUUUUCUCAUGAUGUGACUCCAGUGAUACUGGCUGCAGACUGUCAGGAAUAUGAAAUAGUUCACACCCUGCUAAGUAAAGGGGCUCGCAUCGAUCCUCCUCACGACUACUUCUGUGGCUGCGACUCGUGCAACUACCAGCAGCAGUUUGACUCCUUCAGCCACUCCCGAUCAAGGAUCAAUGCCUACAGAGGACUCGCAAGUCCUGCUUACCUCUCCCUGUCUAAUGAGGAUCCAGUGCUUGCUGCACUGGAGCUCAGCAACGAACUGGCCAUGCUGGCUAAUAUUGAGAAAGAAUUUAAGAAUGACUACUCCCACCUGUCGAGCCAGUGUAAGGACUAUGUGGUGGGCCUUCUGGACCUGUGUCGCAGCACAGAGGAAGUGGAGGCCAUACUGAAUGGAGAAACGGACUCUGAAGACAGCUAUGAUGUACCGGGUCGCCCUUCCCUCACACGGCUCAAAUUAGCCAUCAAAUAUGAACUCAAAAAGUUUGUGGCUCAUCCUAACUGCCAGCAGCAGCUGCUGAGUAUCUGGUAUGAGAACCUGCCUGGCCUGAGACAACAAACCACUGCCAUCAAACUGCUGGUGGUGCUGGCAGUGGCUAUAGGACUGCCUGGACUGUCUGUGGCUUAUUGGAUUGCCCCUUGCAGCAGAGUGGGGAAAGUGAUGCGUAGCCCCUUCAUGAAGUUUGUGGCUCAUGCUUCAUCCUUCACAAUUUUCCUGGGUCUUCUCAUCCUGAAUGCUGCUGACCGCUUUGCAGGCACCACCCUGCUGCCAAACAUGACACACCAUCAGCACCCAGGAAGCUCUCAAGGCAACUCUGACCCGCUGCUGCUCUACCGGAUGACCACAACACCCUUCACCUGGAUGGAGAUGCUUAUCAUCUCAUGGGUUAUUGGUAUGAUUUGGGCUGAGGUAAAGGAGAUCUGGAGUCAAGGACCAGGGGAGUACCUGGUUGAACCCUGGAACUUCUUGGACUUUGGGAUGCUGGCCAUCUUCCUGGCUUCUUUUAGCUGCCGCUUCUCCGCUCUGAGACAUGCUAACUUAGCACAGGCCUACGUCUCCUCACGCUACACAACACUGAUUAACGUCACACUGCCCCCUGAGAUACACUACUUUACUCUGGCUCGUAUCUACUGGUUGCCGUCAGAUCCUCAGCUGGUCUCAGAGGGCCUGUACGCGGUUGCAGUGGUGCUGAGCUUCUCUCGGAUUGCUUAUAUCCUCACAGCCAAUGAGAGCUUCGGUCCACUGCAGAUCUCUUUAGGGAGGACAGUCAAGGACAUAUUUAAGUUCAUGGUCAUCUUCAUCUUGGUCUUUCUGGCAUUCAUGAUUGGCAUGUUCAACCUGUACUCUUAUUACCUGGGGGCAAAGCAAAAUGACGCCUUUACAACCCUGGAGGAGAGCUUCAAGACAUUGUUCUGGGCUAUAUUUGGACUGUCUGAGGUCAGAUCCGUGGUGAUCAACAACGGACACAAAUUCAUCGAGAACAUUGGUUACGUCCUGUACGGGGUUUACAACGUUACCAUGGUGAUAGUGUUGCUCAACAUGCUCAUUGCCAUGAUUAACAGUUCCUUCCAGGAGAUUGAGGAUGAUGCUGACGUUGAGUGGAAGUUUGCUCGUGCAAAACUGUGGUUCUCCUACUUCGAGGAGGGAAGGACCCUCCCUGUGCCCUUUAACCUGGUCCCUAGCCCAAAAUCUAUGGCCGGACUGGCCACAGCCAUCAAGGCCCUGCUUCUGCAGUUAGUCGAAGGACACAAUGAGGAGAAAACUGAGACCCAACUCAACCAGCUUGGAGUAAGCAAAAACUCAGUAUAUGGUGCUUCUACCAGCCGAACCAGAUAUCAGAAGAUCAUGAAGCGCCUGAUAAAGCGGUACAUCAUCAAAGCCCAAGCAGACAGAGAGAGUGAUGACAUCACUGAAGGAGAGCUGAAAGAGAUCAAGCAGGACAUCUCCAGUUUGCGAUAUGAGCUGCUGGAAGAAAAAGCACAGAACAUGGAGACGCUUGAUGGCCUGCUGAGGAGGCUGGGAGAGAUCAGUACAUCUUCAUCAUAGCACUGCCUGUUGCUCUGACUCGUACAUUAACGUGUAGAGCUCAAAGAUUAAGUGCCUGUUCACUGUCAAAGAAUGCUGGUACACACAGUGACAAAACAUUACAAUUUAUGUAUGUGAAUAUAAAAAUUAAAAUG
This is a messenger RNA of Archocentrus centrarchus (flier cichlid), 2846 nucleotides long. It is a transcript of the gene trpc6a, whose product is annotated as transient receptor potential cation channel, subfamily C, member 6a. NCBI's taxonomy places the organism in Eukaryota, Metazoa, Chordata, Actinopteri, Cichliformes, Cichlidae. Bases 61 to 2712 code for a protein of 883 amino acids. Gene Ontology annotation, cellular component: plasma membrane; cation channel complex. Gene Ontology annotation, molecular function: inositol 1,4,5 trisphosphate binding; protein binding; store-operated calcium channel activity. Gene Ontology annotation, biological process: calcium ion transmembrane transport; single fertilization; regulation of cytosolic calcium ion concentration. The record is from RefSeq and is a predicted model, not a curated record. The transcript has 14 exons.